This is a messenger RNA of Rotaria sp. Silwood1, 435 nucleotides long. The record is from the annotation of a GenBank genome assembly. Lineage: Eukaryota; Metazoa; Rotifera; Eurotatoria; Philodinida; Philodinidae.
AUGGCUAAAAGAUAUGAUUUUAAUUCGUCCAGCAGAUCUGAUAGUUCAAGCUCAGAUGAACAUGAGACAAAGCAUAUGAUAGAUGAAGAUGAGGUAGAACGACUAGGUGGUCGUAUGUCAUACAUGGAAAUUUUUCAACAUAUACAGAAUGCAAGCACUAAUGUCAGUAAUCCAGAAAUACGACUUCAACACUGCUGUUACGUACAAUCAGUUGGUAAAAUUCCAAAUUAUAAAAAUAAAUCAUCAUCAACAAAUUUUCAAUCAGAAGAUGUUGCAAAGUAUCUUGAAGCAGCGAUUCUUUAUCAAAAUGCCACUGAGCUUCUUCAAAAACGUGAAGAAUAUGCUGUUGUUGAAGAUGACUUUGGACCAACACUUACUAAAAUGUUGAUUCGUGGAAAAAAAACCAUCAUUUUCAAAUCUAGUAGACGCAUGUAG